This is a messenger RNA of Lepus europaeus (European hare), 3738 nucleotides long. RefSeq names its product serine/threonine/tyrosine interacting like 2 (gene STYXL2). The coding region runs from base 100 to 3531 and encodes 1143 amino acids. Gene Ontology annotation, molecular function: MAP kinase phosphatase activity; protein tyrosine/serine/threonine phosphatase activity. The record is from RefSeq and is a predicted model, not a curated record. Gene Ontology annotation, cellular component: cytoplasm. Gene Ontology annotation, biological process: protein dephosphorylation; negative regulation of MAPK cascade. The transcript is spliced from 6 exons. NCBI's taxonomy places the organism in Eukaryota, Metazoa, Chordata, Mammalia, Lagomorpha, Leporidae.
CUUGGGGAGAGGUUGGUCUCUCCCACAGUCACUUCCUCUGGGUCGCUCAGCCCCUGGUGUGGACGGACAGACGGCAGGCAGUGAGGCUGACAGGCUGUCAUGGCGACCCAGGGGGACCCAGAGGACGAGCAGGUAGUCCCAAGCGAGGAGGAUGAAGCGGACGUGAGGACGGUGCAGGCCCGGUACCUUCGGAGCCCCUCCCCCAGCCAGCACUCGAUGGUCUCCGAGGCAGAGACAGAGAGCAUUUUCAUGGAGCCCAUUCACCUCUCCUCCGCUGUGGCUGCCAAACAGAUCAUCAAUGAAGAAUUCAAGCCUCGGGGGCUGAGAGCAGAGGCGGAGUGCCCGGGCAUGCUGGAGUCUGCGGAGCAGCUGCUGGUGGAGGACCUAUACAACCGCGUCAGGGAGAAGAUGGACGACACCAGCCUGUACAACACCCCCUGCGUCAUGGACCUGCAGCGGGCCCUGCUCCGGGACCGCCAAGAGGCUCCCCGGAAUGAGGUGGACGAGGUCUGGCCCAACGUCUUCAUUGCUGAGAAGAGCGUGGCUGUGAACAAGGGGAGGCUGAAACGCCUGGGAAUUACCCACAUCCUGAACGCCGCGCAUGGCACAGGCGUCUACACUGGCCCCGACUUCUACACCGGCCUGGAGAUCCAAUACCUGGGGGUGGAGGUGGAUGACUUCCCAGAGGUGGACAUCUCCCAGCACUUCCGGAAGGCGGCCGAGUUCCUCGAUGAAGCACUGCUGACCUACAGAGGGAAGGUCCUGGUCAGCAGUGAGAUGGGAAUCAGCCGCUCGGCGGUGCUGGUGGUGGCCUACCUGAUGAUCUUCCACAACAUGGCCAUCCUGGAGGCCCUGCUCACCGUGCGCCGCAAGCGGCCCGUCUGCCCCAACGAGGGCUUCCUGAAGCAGCUGCGCGAGCUCAACGAGAAGCUCAUGGAGGAGCGGGACGAGGACGAGGACGAGGCGGAGGCGGAGGCGGACGCGGACUCGGACGGGGCCGCGGGGAGCACGCUGGGGGCCAGAGUGCGGGCCCUGACCGUGGAGGAGGAUGACGACAUCGCCAGCCUCCUGAGCGGCUCCUCCCUGGGCAAAGCCAGCCGGGCCUCCCAGCCCCCGACGCUCAUCGACGAAGAGGAAGAGGAGAAGCUCUACGCGGCCUGGAAGAGGGGGCAGGGCCUAGGCGCGGGCGGGGACGGCAGGUGCUCCGCCUCGGCCGGCCAGGGCGAGGAUGGGGCUGCGGAGGACGAAGACGUGGAGAGGCUCAUCCAGGAGUGGCAGAGCCGGAAUGAGAGGUACCAAGCCCAGGGGCACCGGCGGUGGGGGAGGGAGGAGGAGGAGGAGGAAGAGGAGAGCGAGGCCGGCUCCUCGGUGGGCAGAAGGCGGAGGCACACGCUGAGCGAGAGCAGCGCUUUCGAGAGCCUGAGCAGCCGUGACGUGCGCAUCUUGAAGCAGCAGCUGCAGAGGGGCCGCCGGAGCCCAGGCCCCCGACGCCGCUCGGACUCGGUGUCCACCGACAGCACCUGGGACGUGUGGAACGAGCGACUGCAGGAGAUCGAGCGGGAAGCUUCGCGCAGCUACCACUGUCGGAGCAAGAGGGAGCAGAUGGAGGCAGGCAGCAGGGCGCGAGAGGACGACGAGGAGAGUGUGGCCUCGGAGGCCAGCUCCUUCUACAACUUCUGCAGCAGGAACAAGGACAAGCUCACCGCCCUGGAAAGGUGGAAGAUCAAGAGAAUCCAGUUUGGAUUUCACAAGAAAGACUCAGAGGCAGGAGACAGCAGCAGCGAGCAGGGAGCCCUGGAUGCCGAGGGCGCCAGGAAGCCUUCGGAUGUGAGCCUGUCGGCCUACCAGGCCUGGAAGCUGAAACAUCAGAAGCAGGUGGGCAGCGAGAACAAGGAGGAGGUGCUGGAACUCAGCAAGGGUGAGGACGCGGUGCUGGCCAAGAAGAGACAAAGGAGGCUGGAGCUGCUGGAGAGAAGCAGGCAGACGCUGGAGGAGAGCCAGUCCCUGGGAGGCUGGGAGGCAGAGAGCUCAGCUGCUAGUGGGAGCAUCCCCCUGUCUGCCUUCUGGUCGGCAGCCCCCUCUGUCAGUGCUGAUGGGGACACAGCGUCAGUCCUCAGCUCCCAGAGCCUCCGCUCCCACCUGUCUCAGGCCUCCAACCCCACCACACCCCUGCCUACCCUGCCCGUGGGGCCUGGAGACACCAUUUCCAUUGCUAGCAUCCAGAACUGGAUCGCCAACGUGGUCAGCGAGACCCUCGCCCAGAAGCAAAAUGAGAUGUUGCUCUUGUCCCGCCCACCAUCCGUGGCGAGCUUGAAGGCGGCAGCGCCAGCGGCCAGCUGCCUGGGGGAUGACCAAGUGUCCAUGCUCAGCGGCCAGAGCAGCUUCUCCCUGGGCGCCUGUCUGCCGCCCCAGAGCCAGGCCAGACCCAGCUCCGACACACAGUCGGUGCUGUCUUCCAGCACCGCGCUGGGCUCCAGGGCUGAAGGCACUGGGGGCAGAGUGAGGGGGACCAGUAAGCCCAUCUACAGCCUCUUCGCCGACAAUGUGGACCUGAAGGAGCUCAGCCGGAAGGAGAGGGAGAUGCAGGCGCAGCUCAGUGAGAAGAUGUCCGAGUACAAAGUGGAGAAGCUGGCCUCAGACAACAAGCGCAGCUCCCUUUUCAAGAAGAAGAAGGUCAAGGCCGAGGAGGACGACAGCCUGGGGGACAGGGAUGAGGACACUGACAGUGCCAUCGGGAGCUUUCGAUACUCUUCCCGCAGCAACUCCCAAAAACCCGAGACAGACGCCUCCUCCUCGCUGGCUGUCUCUAACCACUGUGAAAAUGGCGGCAGAGCUGGCAGAGAGAUGGACGGCAGCAUCAGCAGGUGGCUCAGUGGCCUCGGGACAGAGGAGAAGUCCCCUCCCCAGAGCGACUGGUCUGGGAGCUCCCGGGGGAAGUACACCAGGUCGACCCUGUUCCGGAAGACGGAGUCCAAAUCGUCCAGUUACAAGUUCUCCAAGUCCCAGUCCCAGGAGCAGGACACCGCCUCCUACCACGAGGCGAACGGCAGCUCUGUGAGAAGCUCCUCGCGCUUCUCUGCCUCCUCCACCAAGGAGGGCAGAGAGACACACAAGUUCUCCAGAUCCACCUUCAGCGAGACCUCAAGCUCCCGAGAGGCGAGCCCAGAGCCCUACUUCUUCCGCAGAACCCCCGAGCCCCCUGAAGGGGCCGAGUCCCCGGAGCUGCCGCACCCCAGCUGGGCCAGGCCCAGGGACUGGGAAGACGUGGAAGAGUCCUCCAAAUCGGAUUUCUCCGAAUUUGGGGCCAAGAGGAAAUUCACCCAGAGCUUCAUGAGGUCUGACGAGGAGGGAGAGAAGGAGAGGACAGAAAACAGAGAAGAAGGGCGGUUUGCCUCCGGGCGGCGGUCCCAGUAUCGGAGAAGCACGGACAGGGAGGAAGAGGAGGAAAUGGAUGAUGAGGCCAUCAUUGCUGCCUGGAGGCGGCGGCAGGAAGAAACCAGGACGAAGCUGCAGAGGAGGAGAGAGGACUGAGCUGGGCCCCGUGGACCGACCUGGGAGGGGCAGAGAACCCAGGGAGAAGCCAUUCUGCUCACACAACGCUCAGUCCCCCUGCUGUCCCCAGCCAUCAAGGGGUGAAGACAUGGCAGAAUCUUCCAGAAGGAAAGAGCCGAAACGAGAGGCACGGAGCAGAAAUCCCUGGAGGCAGAAUAGGGGGGAGGAGGUGAGGGCAGGAGGAGA